UUCUACAGCGCUGAGAACUGUCAACCAGCUAAGCUAAGUAGCCCAGCUGCACAGACAGCAUCAUGGCGGAGCAAGGCGAUCCUCCGGCUCUUAGCCACCAUCCGCAACCAGUGCCGACAACGAGCUGGCCAAUUAUCAAGGAGUCUUACCAGCUGCAGGAGGUUAUAGGAAGUGGGGCCACAGCCGUAGUGCAGGCCGCGCUUUGCAUCCCACGGCAGGAGCGCGUCGCCAUCAAGAGGAUCAACCUCGAGAAGUGCCAGACCAGCAUGGACGAGUUGUUGAAAGAAAUUCAAGCAAUGAGCCAGUGUAAUCAUCCAAAUAUCGUGUCCUACUACACUUCGUUUGUUGUAAAGGAUGAGCUUUGGUUAGUCAUGAAGCUUCUCAGUGGAGGGUCAGUGCUGGACAUCAUAAAGCACACAGUCAACCAAGGAGAGCACAACAACGGAGUCCUGGACGAACCCACAAUAGCCACCAUUUUAAAAGAAGUUUUAGAGGGCCUCGACUAUCUGCACAGAAAUGGACAGAUUCACAGGGACGUGAAAGCGGGGAACAUUCUGUUGGGGGAAGACGGUUCGGUGCAGAUCGCAGAUUUUGGAGUCAGCGCAUUCCUGAACACGGGAGGAGAUGUAACUAGGCACAAAGUUCGCAAGACAUUUGUAGGUACCCCAUGUUGGAUGGCGCCAGAGGUGAUGGAACAGGUACGAGGUUAUGACUUCAAAGCUGACAUUUGGAGUUUUGGAAUCACUGCCAUUGAAUUGGCCACGGGCUCUGCGCCUUACCACCGAUAUCCACCCAUGAAAGUCUUAAUGUUAACACUGCAGAAUGACCCUCCGGCCUUAGAGACGGGUGUGGAGGAUAAGGAGAUGGUGAAGAAGUAUGGAAAGUCCUUUAGGAAACUUAUAACCUUGUGCCUUCAGAAGGAUCCUGCCAAAAGGCCUACUGCAGCAGAGCUUUUGAAAUGUAAAUUUUUCCAGAAGGCCAAGACCCACGAGUAUUUGACUGAGAAGUUGCUGUGUCGAGGUCCCAAAAUAACCCAAAGAGCCAGAAAGGGGCCUGAACAGAUAUCUUGGAACAGGGGUUCUGAGAGAGAACAUGAUGUCCCAAUGGUGCGCCGGGUGCCCGGCUCCAGCGGACACCUGCACAAGACGGAGGACGGCGACUGGGAGUGGAGUGACGACGAGCUGGACGAGCAGAGUGAAGAGGCCAAAGCCAACAUCAAGCAGGGCAGGUCUCCAAGGGUCAAAGAGGAGAACUCAAACAGCGAGCCCAACGCCAACAGUGUACCCUUGGAGGGGCUGUCCAUUCAGCAUCCCCAGGUGCACCCAUUGGAGCAUCCGCCUGACAUGCAAGGUGUUGUGAACAUGGUCCUGCGGCUAAGGAACUCCAGGAAGGAGCUGAAUGACAUACGGUUCGAGUUCACUCCCGGGCGAGACACAGCGGACGGCGUAUCCCAGGAGCUUUUCUCUGCCGGUCUGGUCAACGGUCAUGAUGUUGUUGUUGUCGCUGCUAACCUUCAGAAGAUUGUAGACGACCCGAUUACCUACAAAGUGUUGACCUUUAAACUGGCUUCGGGCUGUGAUAGCAGUGAGAUCCCAGACGAGGUGAAACUGAUCGGCUUCGCUCAACUGAGCGUCACCUGAUGGCGUGGCCCCCGUGUGGGCCUUACGGGUGGGGAUGGAGGAAGAGGAGGAGGAGGAUGACGAAGACAUAGUCACAAGCACUGACUGAGCACACCGAGGGGGAAGUGCUAGCCCUCCCCUCCAUCUUCUCCCUCACAAACUGACACACACACAGACAGAAACACACAUACACACAUAAACAUUUGCUUACACAUUCACGCGUACAUGCUUGCGUCCAUUUCCGUGCACCAACUCUACCUUUCCCUCGAAUAUUCAAAUCUCUUACACACACACACACGCUUAAACACACGCAAACACGCACAAACUACAUAUAUACAUACACACAUCCAUACAUACACUCACUGUCAGCUUUGCUUCUCUCUUCACUGCUCUAGCAAACAGCCCUCCACUAUAGCCCACUCCUGCCCUCCUUGCUUUCCCCCGGCCUUCUUCUUUCAACAUUCCACCGCCUUCUCCCAAAAUGGACCAGGAGUCAGCCCAGCUAACUAAAAGAUAUACUCAGGUGGCACUAGCUAGUGAUGAAAUACAAAUUAUAUAUAUAUAUAUAUAUAAUGAGUUUUAUUUUUUAUUGUAUUACCUCUGCUUUCAGCAAAAGCUCUUAAUGUUAUUUAUUUUAUUUUUUUUAAAAAGAUUUGCCUUUUGUUUUCGUAACUCUCGUGUCCAUCGUCAGUUAUGUAGAUAGUUCGACGUGUGUGCUAAGAUGUGAGCUUUGGGAAACCGAGUCUGUCCACACGAGUGUUCCUUAUUCUGAAUGUACAAAUUCUUUUAUUUAUGACAAAAGCACAUUUUCAUGAUUCCAUUUUGAAUGUUGUCUGAAAUGAGCGAAUCAUAUUGUACAUUGUAAGAAACAGAAGCAGAAGAAAAAAGAAAAAUGAAGAAAUUAAUAACAAAGAUGUAAUCCAAUGAAAAUUAAUGGAGUGAUUUCCAGUGUGAUAAAGUGUGAAAAGAGAAAGAAAAAAUAACGGUGACGCCUGAAUGCUGCCAUGUCAAAUAACUGCUUAAUCCACAGAAUAGUGUUGAUGCUUAAACUGCUAGAGGUGCCUUGUUCAUUAAAACUGUGCCUAAGAACGUAGGUCACAAAGGGGUAGUUGCCCCCGCAGCAAGAUCUGCUGAUGUGUUUCUUGGGACAUGUUGACAGAAGUGCUUUCCAACUACGGUACAGACAUUCGUGAAUAGUAUUUUCACCAGUCAGUGGCAACAUAUAGAAUUAUAAGAAUGAAAAGAAUAAAAAACGAAUGGUAUAUUUAAAAAGCUACAAUGCACUUUUUUGGGCAGUGUAUAUGCAUCUGCAAAUCAAAUAGCUUGGCCCUGGGAGAUUCAGCCCAUCAGUCCUACCAAUAAAAGCUUCAUCCAAGGCCACCUCCAACCAUUUCCCAAAACUUCAGUCCGUCCGGUGUAUUUCACAUCCAAAGCCAACAGAUACCAGUAAAUACUGACGCCAUGCUCCGUCUUACUGCACUACAAAAAUAGAAUGUCUUGAAAAAUGCAUUUUUUUGUUCUCUGAAAUGUACUGUAUAAUAAUGUAUCCAUGUACGGAAAAACCAAAAGGCAACUAUUGAACGUACAACGAGCCAUUUAUCUGUCCAAGCAGGUACUCGUAGCUCCAAAUUAUAUUUUCAACUCAAAUGGGGAAAAUACUAUUAACUUGUACUAAAUACUUUAUUAUAAGACAUUAUGGUGUUUUCUACAUACAGUGUAUCGUGUCCUCAUGCUAUCCUUGUCCCUCUCUGUAUUUGGCAAUUAAAAAA
Alosa alosa (allis shad) is the source of this 3388-nucleotide messenger RNA. It is a transcript of the gene stk39, whose product is annotated as serine threonine kinase 39. The record is from RefSeq and is a predicted model, not a curated record. Lineage: Eukaryota; Metazoa; Chordata; Actinopteri; Clupeiformes; Clupeidae. Gene Ontology annotation, biological process: protein phosphorylation. Bases 63 to 1640 code for a protein of 525 amino acids. Gene Ontology annotation, molecular function: ATP binding; protein serine/threonine kinase activity. The transcript is spliced from 19 exons.